UUCAGAGAGAGAGAGAAUGAGCAAACCCUAACCCUAAAAAAUCCAAAACCUGAUUGUGACCGUUUACAAUCCUAAAAUAUACAAUCCUCUCUCUCUCUCUCUCUCUAACCCUAGUUCCAUCACUUUCAUAUAAAUAAAGCAAUUCAAUACCCAGGUUGAGAUCAUAACAACCCCUCUCUCUUCUCUCUCUUCCUCUGGAAGUUUUCUUGUUUUUUGUUUUCUCCGUAGAAUUGAGUCUAUCCCAUUGUGAAUGGUGGAAAUCUUCAGCAAUCGGUUCAUGAUCUCCCUCUUUAGAACAAGGGGGAUCUCUGUAGCCUCUGCUUCCUCCUUUGGAUCUUGCAAACAAGGUUGGUAUUACCGCUGCAUCGGCGUCGACCCCUAAAACCACCACCACCAUCGCCGCCAACAAUCCCAUCUUUUUCAAUUCUCUCUCAUAAAGCCCCAUAUCCAUAUCAAUCAAUCUUCUCGCUCUAGAUUUUCCUUUUUUUGUGUUGUUUUGGGUAACUUUUGUGGGUUCGCAAAGAUGUUGCUGUACAAGCAGAAGAAGAGCCACGGCGGCGGCAAGGGCGGCGGUAACCGCUUCUUGAUCAGCAUCACCGUCCUGGGUUCCGCGGGUCCCAUCCGAUUCGUCGUCAACGAAAAAGAACUCGUCGCCGCCGUCAUCGAAACCGCUCUCAAGUCCUACGCUCGCGAGGGCCGACUCCCAAUCCUCGGCUCCGAUCUCAACAGUUUCCUUCUCUACUGCCCCAUUGCUGGAACUGAAGCUUUGAGUCCGUGGGAGACAAUUGGGUCGGUUGGAGUUAGGAAUUUCAUGCUCUACAAGAAGCCCAAGAUGGAGAAUGAUGCUGCCAUUGUUGAUGAAAAGCAGAGGAUUGAGAGGAAGGGGAAUGGGAGCUGGAAAUCAUGGUUCAAUAAGUCUCUCAAUCUUAAGAUAUCAAGCCAUUGAAAUUACUUCUCAAAAGUUAAAAUCAUACAGCAUUAUCAUUUUAAUUUUGUUCUUGUUGUUCAUGGUUUCUUUGAUUUCUUUAUGGUUUAGUUUGGAUUUGGGUUUUGAGUUUUACUACGAAUAAUUGUAACCAUUUUUAUUUUAAUCCCUUGCAAUAAAAUAGAGAAGUUCUGUUUUUA
Molecule: messenger RNA, 1125 nt
Organism: Camellia sinensis
Lineage: Eukaryota; Viridiplantae; Streptophyta; Magnoliopsida; Ericales; Theaceae
Source: RefSeq, a predicted model, not a curated record